Messenger RNA from Dioscorea cayenensis subsp. rotundata (Guinea yam), 360 nucleotides. RefSeq lists its product as uncharacterized. NCBI's taxonomy places the organism in Eukaryota, Viridiplantae, Streptophyta, Magnoliopsida, Dioscoreales, Dioscoreaceae. The record is from RefSeq and is a predicted model, not a curated record. The transcript has a single exon. The coding region runs from base 1 to 360 and encodes 119 amino acids.
AUGAAACAAAAAUAUCAAGAUACAUCAAGAGUGAAGAGGGCUCAGUUGCAAGCAUUAAGAAAGGAAUUUGAAGUUCUUCAGAUGAGAGAGGGAGAGAAGAUGGACGAGUAUUUUGCUCGGACACUAACAGUUGCAAACAAGAUAAAAGCUUAUGGUGAGAAGAUGGAGCAGGUUGUGAUUAUCGAGAAAAUCUUGAGAUCAAUGACCUCAAGAUUUGAUUAUAUUGUAUGCUCAGUGGAGGAGUCCAAUGACUUGGAUGUGUUGACAAUUGAUGAGUUACAAAGCAGCUUAUUAGUUCAUGAGCAGAGAAUGAAUAGCCGUGGUGAAGGAGAUGAGCAGGCUUUGAAGAUUACUCAUUAA